Molecule: messenger RNA, 1186 nt
Organism: Phlebotomus papatasi
Lineage: Eukaryota; Metazoa; Arthropoda; Insecta; Diptera; Psychodidae
Gene: Cpsf5
Product: cleavage and polyadenylation specificity factor subunit 5
Exons: 5
Coding region: 210-932 (240 amino acids)
Cellular component (GO): mRNA cleavage factor complex
Molecular function (GO): mRNA binding
Source: RefSeq, a predicted model, not a curated record
UCAAGUCAAUGUCAAAAACAGCGCAGUUUUGUUUUCCGCGUUCAGUGUGUGAGCAAAUUGUUUUUCCUACAUUAUUUUCCAAGAAAAACCAUCGAAGCACUGACCAAAAGUGAUUUAAAGUGAAAUUGGGGAAAGUCUUAAGGUGGGCGUGAAGGAAAAUUGCUCAAGGAAGAAUUAUUUGUGGGUGAAAAGAAGAAAAGUUUUUCACAAUGGCAACAAUGGCGGCUAUUGAGAAGACCGGCACUGGAUGGCCAAGGAGAAACAGUCAAGGAAAUGCAGCUGCAGCUGCCACUCCAGAUGCUCAACAGCAGAAAAUUACCCUCAAUCAAUCUGUUACUAUCAACAGAACCAUUAACCUGUACCCCCUGACAAAUUACACAUUUGGCACGAAGGAACCACUCUUCGAGAAGGAUCCAUCAGUGCCAGCCAGGUUUCAGCGGAUGCGCGAUGAAUUCGAUCGCAUCGGGAUGAGGCGAUCCGUCGAAGGAGUACUCCUUGUCCACGAACAUGGACUUCCGCACGUCCUGCUUCUCCAGCUGGGCACAACUUUCUUCAAAUUGCCCGGAGGAGAGCUCAACGCAGGGGAAGAUGAAGUCGAAGGCCUCAAGAGACUCCUCACUGAAACACUCGGCCGGCAGGAUGGAGUUAAGCAGGAGUGGAUUGUGGAGGACACCAUCGGAAACUGGUGGAGGCCCAACUUCGAACCACCUCAGUAUCCAUAUAUUCCACCCCAUAUCACCAAACCCAAGGAACACAAACGUUUGUUUCUCGUCCAACUUCACGAAAAGGCUCUCUUUGCCGUGCCGAAGAACUACAAGUUAGUGGCUGCUCCACUCUUUGAGCUCUACGACAAUUCCCAGGGCUAUGGACCGAUCAUUUCAUCACUGCCACAGGCACUUUGCAGGUUCAAUUUCAUCUACAUGGCCAACUGACUAACCGUCAAUGUGCAAGAAGCCUGAAAUUGGAGUUAGAGGAUGCUGAAAAAAAGGAGAGGCGAAAGAAAUUUUUGGGGGACAAUUUCUGAAGUAUUUCUUGGAAAAUCUGAACCAUCGGAUCUUCCCCCCUUCAACACUUAAAGUUCCAUUGUCUGUGGCGAUUCCGCAAAGAUACGAGAGAGAGAUUGUUUGUGGACAAGCUGAAAUUUUGUGCUGAAUAAAAGACAAUGACGUCACUGCAACACCCACAA